UUUUCUUUCUUUGUUUUCUUGCUAGUGUCACACUCUCACUCGCUCACUCACUCACUCACUCCUUUUCAUGCUUUUCUCUUCUCAUUAGUUCCAUCUUUGAAACCCUUUUUCCCACUCUUCAACAAAACAAGAACCAUUCUACGCAACAUGGGUGCUUCUGGCAACAAUUUGCUUCAAGUUCUCGCCAAAAACUUUGAUGUUCUUGCUCUGCCUUUGGUAACCCUUGUUUAUCCUUUAUAUGCUUCAAUCAAGGCCAUAGAAACCAAGAAUAUUGUUGAUGACCAACAAUGGCUCACUUAUUGGGUUCUUUACUCUUUGAUUACACUCUUCGAGCUCACAUUUGCCAAAGUUCUUGAAGUGCUUCCGAUUUGGCCUUAUGCAAAGUUGAUACUGAGUUGUUGGUUGGUUCUUCCUCACUUUAAUGGAGCAGCACAUGUUUAUAAAUGCUAUCUUAGACCAUUCUACAUGAACCCACAAUUACCACAAAUGCCGCUAAUGCCAGGAACUUCGCAAAUGUGGUAUGUUCCACGGAAGAACAUAUUCAGUAAGCAAGAUGAUGUUCUUAGUGCUGCAGAGAGAUACAUGCAAGAAAAUGGAACAGAAGCAUUUGAAAGACUCAUCACAAAGACUGACAGAGAAGCUAAAGCAAGGAGGAAUGGAAACUACAUGAUCUUUGAUGAUGAUUAUAGAUAUUAACUGUUUUAACCAAGAGGCAUUUUAUGAUGUUUUGUCACCUUAAUUUAGUCACUUUAAUAGUUCUAUAAUGGCUUAACUUAUGAAUUGACUGUAAUUUCUUGAAUUUUUUCCAACUACUUGCACUUUGAUGGUGAAUUAUUACUACUUGCAGUAAUGUGCGUUUUUCCAACUCAUGAGAAAAUUAGAGGCUCUAUCACAAAACACUUGACUUGGUUUUGAUA
Medicago truncatula (barrel medic) is the source of this 917-nucleotide messenger RNA. Its product is annotated as HVA22-like protein c. Bases 148 to 696 code for a protein of 182 amino acids. The record is from RefSeq and is a predicted model, not a curated record. The transcript is spliced from 5 exons. Lineage: Eukaryota; Viridiplantae; Streptophyta; Magnoliopsida; Fabales; Fabaceae.